This is a messenger RNA of Lucilia sericata (common green bottle fly), 4893 nucleotides long. RefSeq names its product mitogen-activated protein kinase kinase kinase 15 (gene Ask1). The record is from RefSeq and is a predicted model, not a curated record. NCBI's taxonomy places the organism in Eukaryota, Metazoa, Arthropoda, Insecta, Diptera, Calliphoridae. Gene Ontology annotation, biological process: protein phosphorylation; MAPK cascade. Gene Ontology annotation, molecular function: protein kinase activity; ATP binding. The transcript is spliced from 10 exons. Bases 690 to 4877 code for a protein of 1395 amino acids.
AUAGUGUCAGCCGCCGCCGACAUUAAUAUUUGUCGACGCAGGGCUCUAAACGUUCUCUGCUGUUGAUUGCAAAAUUUUCAAUGAUUUCUGGAUAAUUUUUCUUAUUUUAAAGAAGUUUUUAUAAUAAAAAAUACAAAAAAUAAAACCAGUGAAAUGUUUAUUAUAAAUAAAAUAAUGGAAUUAAAGUUUUUAUGAAAUAGAGAAGAAAAGAUAACAAAAAAAUCUCUUAAUAAGAAGAUAAAAAUCGAAAAGUGUAGAAGUGAAAAAAAAGUGAAAAACUAAUGAACAAAAAUAUUUGAUUAAAGAAUUUAGUUGUGACCAGUGGAAAGAAGGAACACACACAAAAAAUAUUAAAAUAAAACUAAAUGUUUUAAGAAGCUGUUGAAAGCAAAUCAGAGAAAAAGAAGUGAAUGGGGGUUCUAUUAUAGGAACAGAACAAAAAAAAAAAAAUAAAAAUACAACAAAAAUAAUAGAAAUAUUUAAAGAAAAUCAAAAGAAUUUUAAUACAAAUUGUCAGCAAGGGGUAUGUGCCACCAUUGUACGUACGAAUGUCGACAAUUCGUAAGAAAUUUCAUAGAUUUUAUGGCAAAAAAACAACAUUAACAAUAAUUGCAAAUAGCAGACAACUAGAACAACAACAAGAAUAAGUAUAAAAUAAACAUAAUUAAGAAGAAAACGUCAUUUAAAUUAUGGCCAAUAAUAAUGCUGCUGCUUCAACUUCAUCGGCUGCUGUGGCACCCUACAUUAAACAAUUGCCUGCCUCUAAUUCAUCCUCCAGCCAACAAUGGAUUCAACAGUUGACGGUGGUGUGUGUUAUAGACACUCAGUUGGGUGAUCAUUUGAAGGAUCGUGAAUGUGCUUUGGAGGAAAUACAACAGGCGGUGUUGGCUGUGGGGGCCAAUUUUCAAAGGGUUCAGUUUGACAAAUUAGAUUUCGGUGAAACGAAAAAAUUGGAAACAUUUUAUAAUGCUGAUGUCGCUGUCAUCGAUUUGAGUAUACAGGCUCAUCAACGAUCUUUAUCGUAUCAUUUGGGUGUACGAGAAUCGUUCAAUAUGAAAGAGAAUAUAUUGAUCUAUAAUGAUGUACAUUCAAAACAGACCUUAAGUUUAAAGCUUUCCUUUCCCAAUUAUACAUUUUUAUCGUACAAACUUAACACCGAAUAUGGUGUUUGUAAUUUAACCAAUUUCAAUAAGGAAUUACCGGCUGAUACAAAAAUACCCACAUUACAGUCCAGACUCAAACGUCUGCUGCAAGAUGUGGAAAUACAAUCCAAAGCCCACAUGCGUGAAAAAUUCUUAAUGGAUUUGCGGCAGGCUCGUGAAACUUAUGCCACCAACUCUAAGAAAUUGCAAAGUAUUCUACAUGAAAUGCGCAAACGUUUAGAUGAUGGUCAUGUCUUGUCGGGCGAAGUGGUGCACAGUUUUAUGUGUUCUCUAAGAGAUGUACAAGACUAUGAUGCCAUGGUGUGUUUGGUUAAUGAUUUAAAGAAUAUACCCAAUACUAGGAAAUAUGUGGAGACGGGUAAUAUGAGCUUUUUAUAUGCCUUUGCUUUGAAUCGACGUAAUAAGAAAGGAGAUCGUGAAAAAGCUUUGGAAUCCUCCUUAAAAGCCUUGGAAAAGAAAGAAAAUGAAUUCCCCGAUAUGUUGUGUUUGUGUGGCCGUAUAUAUAAAGAUAUAUUUGUGGAAUCAGAUUAUACGGAUACCAAUAGUUUGCGAAAUGCUAUCAAAUGGUAUAGACAAAGUUUCGAGGUUCAGCCCAAUGAAUAUGCAGGCAUUAAUCUGGCUACUUUGUUGGUCAUAGAUGGCAAAGAGUUUUCUAAUACCGAGGAAUUACAGCAUAUAGGCAUGACCUUAAAUAAUUUAAUUGGCAAAAAGGGAAGUUUGUCCUCAUUGACGGAAUACUGGGAUGUGGCUACUUUCUUUGAGAUAUCUGUAUUAGCAGAAGAUUAUGCUAAAGCUAUUAAGGCUGCAGAAUGCAUGUUUAAACUCAAGCCACCCAAUUGGUAUUUAAAAUCUACCAUAGGCAAUAUCAGUUUAAUACAUUGUUUUCGCAAGAAAAGUGAUGAUCAUCAGCCCACCAUUGAAGAGCAAAUCUUUCAAUUUUGGAUGGAUUUCUUUCUCUAUGCCACGGAUAGUAGUAAAAUUACUAACAGUAUAAGGUUUCCCAUAUUGAUCGUGGAACCUCAAAAAAUCUAUAUGCCCAGUUAUGUUAAUAUCAAUAUGGAUGCUGAGGAAAAAUCCAUACAAAUUAUUAACACUUGUUUGGCUCAUGCCAAGAAUGAGUGUAAAAAGGUGCAUGAUUUUGUAUUCACUGCCUCACAAAUCAAAUCGGUUAGUUUGUAUAAACGUGAUGAUCGUUGUGCUUACCUUUAUGUACAUCACAAUUCAGAUGAUUUUCAAAUUUAUUUUCCCUCCACCGAAUGUCGUCAAAGAUUCUAUGAAUUGAUUUGGGAAAUGGCUUCGGAUCAGGAUGUGUUUGUUAAUCUCAACGAAGAAGAGCCACCACAAAUAGAGUAUGAGUAUGAUUAUGAUGAUCAAAAUCGUAAGAUAGUUUUGGGUAAAGGCACCUAUGGUACUGUUUAUGCUGCUCGUGACAAACAUACUCAAGUUAGGAUUGCUAUUAAAGAGGUGCCGGAAAAGAACUCUCAAGAUGUUCAGCCAUUGCAUGAGGAAAUCAAACUGCAUUCUCAACUAAGGCAUCGUAAUAUUGUCAGGUAUAUUGGUUCUUUAUCUGAAGAUGGUUUCUUUAAAAUCUUUAUGGAACAAGUGCCUGGUGGUUCUCUUUCUGAUUUGCUAGAAAAGAAAUGGGGUCCUUUAAAAGACAACGAAUCUACCAUGGCAUUUUAUUCUAAACAAAUUCUUGAAGGUCUCAAAUAUCUGCAUGAACAGAAAAUUGUUCAUCGUGACAUCAAAGGUGACAAUGUGCUCGUCAAUACCUAUAGUGGUGUAGUGAAAAUAUCUGAUUUUGGCACUUCUAAACGUUUGGCUGGUAUUAAUCCUAUGGUUUCCACCUUUACCGGCACCUUACAGUACAUGGCUCCCGAGGUAAUAGAUUUGGGUUUUCGUGGUUAUGGUCCUGCUGCUGAUAUUUGGUCUUUUGGUUGUACUAAUGUGGAAAUGGCCACUGGUAAAAGACCUUUCAUAGAGCUAGGUUCUGCCCAAGCAGCCAUGUUUAAGGUGGGUUAUUAUAAGAAACAUCCCACCAUACCAGAUGAAUUAUCACCAGCUGCUAAGAAUUUCAUAUUAAGAUGUUUUACCAUACAAGAGUCGGAAAGACCUACAGCGGCUCAAUUGCUAGAAGAUCCAUUUUUAACAGAUAAACAUCGUAAACUUCGAUUGGGUGCUAGUACAAAUGCCGACUUUAAUCGCAGUAUAUCGGUACCGGCAGAUCGUUUAGUUAAUCGUCCCAGGUCUGGUAAUACUCCCACAACUCCCGAAAUAGAAGGUUUUCACAGUACAUCCGUAGACAUUGAAAAUCUACCCAGCCAUCAACCGUCAUUUAGCAUGGAAAGACGCAAUUCAUCGGGCACAUUACUCUCACCCGAAAUUGAAGUAUCAACACCAUCAUUGCGUACCGGUGCUAGUUCAGAGACCAGUGAAACAAAUGAUUUUUAUCAUCUAAAAAAAGAAUCUCAACGUCGUACGACACUCUCAAAAGUUCUAACGACGGAUGAGUCGAAAAUAUGUGAUCUCUGGCUGGAAAAGUUGCACGAUGAACACAGUAAUAUUGUGGCCAUAACGAAAAAUGAAUUGCAAAAACUUUUACAUGGUAUACGUGAAUAUAUCAUGAAUGAAAAGGAAAAACAGUUAGAGGCUUGCAUAAAUAGUUUAAAGGAAGAGUUAAGCUAUGAUGCUGCCGCAUUAGAUCAUUUGCAUUUGGCUUUGUAUUCAUUUCAAGAUGCUGUUAUAUCGGUGUUAAGAUUACAUUCGAUUAAACCGCAUUGGAUGUUUGCUUUAGAUAAUCUAGUGAAACAGGCAGUGCAGGCUUGUGUUAUGAUUUUAUCCCCAGAAUUAGGUGCCAAUCUAUUGGGUAAAGAACUUUCUUUAAUAGAUGAUGAAAGUGUACACAAUCAACAGCAUACUUCCACUGAUAGCCAAGAGAAAAUAGCCGCCUUUGAUCCUAAUCAUAUAGCCAGCAGUAAUAAUACACCCGCCAUGGAAGAUGAUAGUAAUAGUUUUUCCUCCAAUGAAUGUGUGCGUCUACUCAGAGACAUUAAGGAAUCGAAUCGUAAAUUUCAUCAUCAACAUUUGGAACAUCAAAAGCAAAGUCUUAAAGCUUUACAGAAUAUCAGCAAGGAAUUGGCUCAUUUCUAUAUGGGCCGUAAACGUACCAGACGCACUAAGUACACAGCGGGCAACAAAAAGCCCAAUCGCCAGUUGAAACGUCAAUUUGCCCGCCGUUCUGUUAGUAAUGUUAGUACUUAUAAUGGUGGUUUAGAGGAGGUGGACGAACAAUUGGAGGAAUGGUUGACCCAGCAUGAUAUCGAUGAGGUAUCCAAGGCCACCAUUUUGAAUGAGGGUUUUUCCUAUGAAGAUUUUAUUUACAAUAUGGAAAAACUGGAUUUAAUGAGAUUAGAUUUAAGAUUGGGUAUUGAAGUACGCCUGUGGUCCUUAAUCAAUCAAAAACGUUCUGAGAAUUUAGUGUCUAGCAAUAAUUUAGAGGAGCGACAAACAAAUUCUUCUAAUAUAAACAACAAUGUUGUUUACAGCAGCUGCAAUAGUACUAGCAAUGCAAAUAAUAAUUUUAAUAAUAACAAUAACUUCAAUAACAACAAUAAUAACAAUUCAGUGGCCUUAAAUCAUAAGCACUCACGCAGCUCUUUAAGACGCAAUAGCAAUAGACGUUAUGACAGUGAAUAUGAUUCUUGUAGUGAAUAAAUGUUUAAAAAAAAAA